Messenger RNA from Fulmarus glacialis (Northern fulmar), 2208 nucleotides. RefSeq names its product dystroglycan 1 (dystrophin-associated glycoprotein 1) (gene DAG1). Gene Ontology annotation, molecular function: laminin binding; calcium ion binding. Gene Ontology annotation, biological process: muscle attachment; axon guidance; morphogenesis of an epithelium. The annotation marks the transcript as partial. The record is from RefSeq and is a predicted model, not a curated record. Gene Ontology annotation, cellular component: sarcolemma; dystroglycan complex; dystrophin-associated glycoprotein complex. The transcript is spliced from 3 exons. NCBI's taxonomy places the organism in Eukaryota, Metazoa, Chordata, Aves, Procellariiformes, Procellariidae.
GGAGCACUGUCGCCAAGGCUGCCGGGAAGAAUGACUGUUGGAUGCCUACUGCAGCCCCCUUUCCUGGGGAGGACUUGGCUCCCCGUGCUGCUGCUGGCAGCCUCUGCUCACUGCCACUGGCCCAGCGAGCCGGCAGAAGUGGUUCGGGACUGGGAAAACCAGCUGGAGGCCUCCAUGCACUCCGUGCUCUCGGACCUCCGGGAGACUGUGCCGGCCGUGGUGGGCAUACCGGACAGCUCUGCCGUGGUGGGACGCUUCUUCAGAGUCUCCAUCCCCACGGAUUUAAUUGCUUCCAAUGGAGAAAUUGUCCAGCUCUCCGAAGCUGGGAAGGACUCCUUGCCUUCUUGGUUACACUGGAACGCGGAGAGCAGCUCCCUGGAAGGGCUGCCCCUUGACACGGACAAGGGCGUCCACUACAUCUCGGUGACCACGCUGCAGCCCUUUCCGAACGGGAGCUACGUGCCGCAGACCGCAAACGUCUUCUCUGUUGAGGUCCACCAAGAAGACCACAACGAGCCUCAGUCAGUGCGAGUGGAUGCCGACUUAACAAAAAUGACACCAAAGCAGAGGAUUGAACUCUUAAACAGAAUGAGAAGCUUCUCGGAGGUGGAACUUCAUAAUAUGAAGUUGGUUCCUGUUGUAAAUAACAGACUCUUUGACAUGUCGGCCUUCAUGGCUGGACCGGGAAAUGCAAAGAAGGUGGUGGAAAACGGGGCCUUACUCUCAUGGAAACUGGGAUGUUCUCUGAGCCAAAACAGUGUCCCCAACAUCAGCAAGGUGGAGGCUCCAGCUAAGGAAGGAACCAUGUCUGCCCACCUUGGCUACCCUGUUGUUGGCUGGCACAUUGCAAACAAGAAACCUCACCUCCCAAAGAGGAUGCGGCGGCAGAUCAACGCCACUCCUACGCCUUUGACUGCCAUCGGGCCACCCACCACUGCCGCGCAAGAACCGCCGACCAGGAUUGUCCCCACCCCAACAUCGCCUGCCAUCGCGCCUCCCACGGAGACGACGGCCCCCCCCGUCCGGGAGCCCAUACCGCUGCCGAGGAAGCCUACGGUCACCAUCAGAACAAGGGGCCCCAUCGUCCAGACACCCACUCUGGGACCGAUCCAGCCAACCAGGGUAGCAGAAGGCACCGGCACGGCCUCUGUGCCAAUUCGCCCCACGAUGCCGGGGUAUGUAGAGCCCACAGCAGUGAUCACACCGCCCACAACUACCACUAAGAAACCAAGAGUCUCCACUCUGAAGCCAGCCACACCAUCCACGACGGAUUCCUCCACAGCGACGACGCGAAGGCCUACUCGAAGACCUAAAACGCCCCGUCCAACAAAGCCUCCCAGCACGACCAGAUCCCCCAUCUCCAAGCUGACAACGGCCUCCCCGCCGACCCGCAUACGCACCACAGCUAGCGGGAUCCCCCGGCCCUGGGAGCCAAAUGAGCCACCCAAGCUGACGAACCACAUCGACAGGGUUGACGCGUGGGAGGGCACCUACUUUGAGGUUAAAAUACCAUCAGAUACCUUCUACGACAAGGAAGAUACCACCACUGACAAACUGCAGCUGACCUUGAAGCUGAAGGAGCAGCAGAUGAUAGAGGAGAAUUCGUGGGUCCAGUUCAACAGCACCAGCCAGCUCAUGUACGGCAUGCCGGACCACAACCACAUCGGGAAGCACGAAUACUUCAUGUACGCGACCGACAAAGGCGGGCUUUUCGCUGUGGAUGCUUUCGAAAUCCACGUCCACAAACGCCCGCACGGGGACAAGUCUCCAGUGAAGUUCAAGGCCAGGCUGGAAGGGGACCACAAUGCGGUGGUGAACGACAUCCAUAAGAAGAUCAUGCUGGUGAAGAAGCUGGCUCUGGCGUUUGGUGACAGGAACAGCAGCACCAUCACGGUGCAGGACAUCGCCAAAGGCUCCAUCGUAGUGGAAUGGACGAACAACACGCUGCCCCUGGAGCCCUGCCCCCGGGAGCAGAUCCGGACUUUGAGCAAAAAAAUUGCGGAUGACUCCGGCAGGCCGAGCCCGGCUUUCUCCAAUGUCUUGCAGCCCCAAAAACUGACCGUGUCGGUGGUCGGCUCCGGCAGCUGCAGGCACAUGCAGUUCAUCCCCGUGAUGAAGGACGGAAGGGUGAUCUCAGAGGCGACGCCGACGGUGGCAGCAGGCAAAGACCCCGAGAAGAGCAGUGAGGACGACGUGUACCUGCACACC